CAUGCAAAUCCGGAGUCGAGCAAUCCUAGCAAGGACCAUUGUUCAAUCUAGAACACUUGCACGUGUACAGCAUUCAAGACAUUUGGUGAAGCGCGCAUUCGCCACCCAGUCUACAACUUCCACCACCGCGGUUCCUCCGCCCAUUCGACCCCCUCCUCCACCGAAUCAAUCGAAAUGGCGCAGUUUCCUCCAAAUUGUCGGCCGUACAACUCUCAUCACUGUUGCCCUCACCGCCGGCGGCUUCUACUACUAUAUCUAUCAUGAACGCCAGCCUGGCGCACAACUACCAUUCGACCCCUCGAAGAAGACUGUCGUUGUGUUGGGGAGUGGCUGGGCUUCGACCAGCCUGCUAACAACGUUGGACACGACUGAGUACAACGUGGUCGUGAUCAGCCCAAAGAAUUUCUUCCUCUUCACACCUCUCCUGCCAAGUGUGGCUGUUGGUACUCUGAAUGCACGCUCAAUCAUUCAACCAACAAGAUACAUCACUCGCCACAAGGCACGUCAAGUGUCAGUUAUCGAGGCGGAGGCUACUGAAGUCGAGCCCGUAAAUAAGACGGUCACUUUCACAGAUAAUUCCGAAAUAAAGGGAAACGUCUCUUCUACGACGAUAUCGUAUGACUACCUCGUGUAUGGCGUCGGUGCUGAGGUACAGACGUUUAAUAUUCCCGGGGUGAAAGAGCAUGCAUGCUUCAUGAAGGAGCUAUCGGAUGCGGAACGGAUGCAGCGUCAAUUUAUGGACGGUCUUGAGAGCGCUGCCUUCCCGGGUCAAAGUUCGCAAGAGGUCGAUCGUCUGCUGCAUAUGGUGGUGGUUGGCGGUGGGCCUACUGGUGUUGAGCUGAGUGGUGAAUUGCACGACUUCCUAGAGGACGACUUGAAGAUGUGGUACCCCGAGCUUGCUGGAAAGAUUCGCAUCACCCUCGUUGAAGCCCUGCCUUCCGUACUCCCAAUGUUCAGCAAGCAGCUCAUCAACUACACCGAAUCGACGUUCAAGGAGAGCAAGAUUGACAUCCUUACGAAGACAAUGGUCAAGGAGGUGAAAGAGAAGAGCGUCGUGUUGCAGAUGCCCGAUAAGUCUGUUGUUGAGGUACCAUGCGGACUUGUGGUUUGGGCUGCGGGCAACAAGGGCAGGAAGAUAACACAGGACCUGAUGGCCAAGCUACCUGAAGCUCAGAAGAAUAGGCGUGGCAUUACUGUUGAUGAGUAUCUGCGCAUGGCCGGCACGAAUGGCAGUAUCUUUGCUCUCGGCGACUGCACUGCUACGUCAUAUGCACCGACGGCCCAGGUCGCCUCACAACAAGGAGCCUACAUCGCCAGGUGUCUGCACCAGAUGGCGAAGAAGGACAACCUCAAUUCCCAGCUUGCCAGCCUCGAGCGAUCGGCCGUGGAGGCGACUACGCCGGAAGAGAAGAAAGAAGUGCAGGAUCAGAUCAAGGAUGUGAAAACCCAGAUGGCCAAGGUCAAGCUAAGGCCAUUUCACUAUUCCCACCAAGGUUCGUUGGCGUACAUUGGCUCGGAUAAGGCGAUCGCGGACCUGCCGUUCAUGAACGGGAAUGUGGCGACUGGAGGCGUUGCGACGUACUUGUUUUGGAGAAGUGCAUACCUUAGCACGCUGUUCUCGUUGAGGAAUAGGACUUUGGUCGCUACGGAUUGGUUGAAGGUCAAGUUCUUCGGACGUGAUGUCAGCCGGGAGUA
Messenger RNA from Cyclocybe aegerita, 1695 nucleotides. The record is from the annotation of a GenBank genome assembly. NCBI's taxonomy places the organism in Eukaryota, Fungi, Basidiomycota, Agaricomycetes, Agaricales, Hemipholiotaceae.